UUCACCUUAAAAUAUGUUCACUUUGCUAUUUUGUUAUGUUUGUUUGCUUGAAUACGUCCACUGCGACCUAAAAGUAAGGUGGGAUGUUUUAAUUUUAAUUCUACAGGCAUAUGAUGUUUGCUAGAGAGAAGUUUCUUGAAUUAACAGCUCUUGACUCAGUCCAAAAUCUAUCACACGGGUGUGAUUUAACAACCAUGAUUAUUUCACAAAGACUUUUUGUUUUGUGGGUAGCCAAAUAAUCUAGAAAUCCUUAUCUUUCUUAAGGCUAAGGCUAUAUAAACGUCAUUGUGGUUGUGGGGAAAUGGCAGGAUUUCAAAGCAGAAAAGGGCAGUCAAGCUGUGGAAAAACAAUGGCUUAUUACUUGUCAUUGUGGGGUUUUUAUGUUUUUAGUUUGAUUACUGUUGCACAGUCUAUACAAAGUGGAAAGACAUGGAAAGGUAGGAAGAAUUUUGAGGUUAGUCAAAAUUUGGUGACCCAAUUGCCCGGGCAGCCUAAAGCAGCGUUUAAUCACUAUUCGGGUUAUGUGACUGUCAAUGAAGAAAAUGGUAGAGCUCUCUUCUAUUGGUUCUUUGAGGCUGCUACUCUCAAAGAAGAAAGGCCUUUGGUCCUGUGGCUUAAUGGAGGUCCAGGUUGUUCUUCUGUGGGUUAUGGAGCAACACAAGAGAUUGGACCUUUCCUUGUCAAUGAAAAUGGGACUGGACUUUCUUUCAACAAGUUCUCAUGGAACCAAGAAGCCAAUUUAUUGUUUUUGGAAUCUCCUGCGGGAGUGGGAUUUUCCUACUCGAACAAAUCAUCCGACUACAAGAUCUUAGGGGAUAAUAUGACCACUGAGGAUUCAUACAUGUUCCUGCAAAACUGGUUUGGAAUUUACCCCGAGUACAAAACACAUGAAUUCUACAUUGCAGGGGAAAGCUAUGCAGGGAAAUAUGUGCCUGAGCUUGCAGAACUCAUACAUGAUCGCAACAAAAUAUCCUCCACAAGCCUUUAUAUAAAUCUGAAAGGUUUCAUGGUGGGUAAUCCAGAGACACAUGAUGGAAAUGAUUGGCGAGGUCAAAUGGAUUAUGCAUGGAGCCACGCAGUUGUUUCUGAUGAAACCCACAGAAUCAUCACAGACAACUGUGAUUUUGAUUCCGACAAUCCAUGGAGCAACGAAAACUGUACAAAUGGAGUAAAUGAAGUUUUUUCUCAGUACAAUGAGAUAGACAUGUAUAGUCUGUAUACUCCUAAAUGUAUUCACAGGAACUCUACAAAAAAUAAAAAGCACGGAGGGAACCAGUUCAAAUAUUCCACCAACAAGAUGAUGAGGAGGAUGGCCGGUGGAUAUGACCCUUGUCUUGAUGACUCUGCCCAAGUUUAUUACAACAGCUUUGAUGUUCAGAAAGCUCUUCAUGUCAUCAAUGGCCCGCAGCUUAGAAACUGGAGUAUAUGCAACAUGGAUAUCUUCAAUGGGUGGAAUGACACCCGAUCAUCUGUAUUGCCAGCCUAUCUUAAGCUUAUUGAGGCUGGUCUCCGAAUAUGGGUUUACAGUGGGGACACAGAUGGGCGUGUUCCAGUACUAUCAACAAGAUACAGUUUAAAUGCUCUGCAACUUCCCAAAAUAGGUCCUUGGCGACCAUGGUAUCAUCAUGGGCAGGUUGGUGGGUGGAUUCAGGAAUAUGAGGGCCUCACUUUUGCCACGUUUAGAGGUGCUGGACAUGCAGUACCACUGUUCAAACCAGGCAAUGCGUUGGCUUUCUUCAGGUCUUUUCUUUUAGGGAAAGCUCUACCAAAUCGAAGGCAAUAAUAACUACCCUUCAAAUUAUUCUGUUUUUCCUCUUUAACAUAUUCUCACAAAGACCAUACUUUGUGUAUACCCUAAAAGUAUAUAUAGAAUGGAGGUACAGCAGGUAACAAGCGGGAAAAAAACUUAACAUUUUUAUGUAAAUAAUAUGAUAACCAGAAGCACAAUUUCCAAAGGCGGGUCCAUUGGAGAAUAAUUGCGAAGACUGAGACAGUCAAGCGUAGAAUAUAAUAUAGAAAGGUGCUGGUCUAUUGUGCUCCUGCUACUUGCAGCUUUGCCAUAGAUUGCGUUUAAUGGUAAUUACAGCGUUGAAUAGCUAUUGUAGAUGUGACUCCAUGGUUAAUGCGAUUUUGGGUGGUACGACCCAUCUAAUCAGAAGACUGUGAAUUAAGUUCCAAGAUGAUAAAGUAAAAAUAGUGAGGAUUGACGUGUACCAUGCAAGUCAUGCGUCUUUUGGCUCUUCCAAAAUCUACCAUGCCAGACAGGAUGUGAUAUGCAUAAUGGUCACCAAACCAUUGUCUCUUUGGUAUAACCAGGAUUGAUGGACAUGAUAUAAAGAGUCAUGUGUUGGGGAUUAUGUUCUGAUCUCUUUCCUCUUGGAGAUGUCUUUCAGUUUUGGUUGUUCAAAGAGUACAUGUACUCUGAGCUCUCCAGAAAGUGAAGUUAUCUAAUUUC
Messenger RNA from Cryptomeria japonica (Japanese cedar), 2455 nucleotides. RefSeq names its product serine carboxypeptidase-like 31. Gene Ontology annotation, molecular function: serine-type carboxypeptidase activity. Gene Ontology annotation, biological process: proteolysis. Bases 302 to 1783 code for a protein of 493 amino acids. The record is from RefSeq and is a predicted model, not a curated record. The transcript has 10 exons. Gene Ontology annotation, cellular component: vacuole. Lineage: Eukaryota; Viridiplantae; Streptophyta; Pinopsida; Cupressales; Cupressaceae.